UUGCAAUUUAAAUAUGGUUAAAUGUAAAAUAUCCAGUUAAAAUUAUUAUGUGAUGCCAUCUUCUCUCAGCUGUUAUUCCUGGCUGAAAAUCCAAAAGCACAGUUUUAACGCGUCCACUGUCCUAUCAGGUGACCCCCCCAGGACAGGGUUGAUAGUUUAUCCCUUGGUAAGGGUGAAGUGGUGCACUCCUAAAAAUAAAUAAAUUAAAAAUAAAUAAGCACCUGGGGCCCAUCUGACCCCAUUAACAAUGUGGGAAGGUCAAAUGUAUAACAGGUUAAGAUAAUUAUGAACUAAAUUCUCUGUCGGUCAGACAAAAGGCCAAGCCGCUCAGCCAGCCACAUCAUGAAUGACGUAAGGAGAGGUCACCGAUGACACCUGAUGGUUGGAUGGUUUUCCUCACAGCUGUUAAUGGAGAUUAGAAUGUCAGACCUGAAUCCUCUUCGGUGUGUUCUUGCUGUGUUUAGUUUCAAAUUUCAUCCUUCAGUUCUUUUUAAAACACAGAAAAGGUUUAUUUACCUGCAACGUUUCAUCUGAGGCUGCAAACAUCAUCAGGCUGACGCCGAUGGUGGCGUCACUUCCUUCGUUUAUCCGCGGGCAGCAGAGGACGUUGUCGCCCUCUGCUGCCCGCUCUCCCCUCUCCGAUGAUGCAGUCCCAUGACAAGAUACCAGCUGGAUGACGAUGACAAGGCGAUGUCUUGCUAGGCCAGGUGCCAUGCUUACGAGCACACUGUCCUUUCUUGGUCAAAGAAAAUGGUUCAAUGGAACAGACUUACUUCACAUGAUUGUGGCUUGCAUGGCGUUCCCAAAUGUGUGUCACGUGACACACAAUAUAUAGUUAUAUUUUACAGUAUAGGUAUGAGUUUCAUUAUAGAUGUAUAACGAGCCUUUUAAUUUUUUUAUUGGGUAUAUAUUGGUUAAAAUAAAUAUGUAAGUGAGUUAGUACCUGCUAGCCACCGAAGCUGCAACUUCUAAGCAACUAACCAACCAUAGCUAACUGCUUUGGUUCUAAAAAAAAAUUUUAGAUAUCGGCCUGAUGGCUACUAUUAUUUGGCUUACAUUUAAACUGGACAUUUGCCCCCGAAGUAGCUGCUGGCAGCUGAUAUGUAAUCCUUUUGAAAAUACUGUGUUGUAUUCUGGGACUUUAUUGACCAAGGCCAGGCUACAAGGUACCUCCUCAUGGCUAUCAAAUGGAGAACAGACACUUCAGUAGAACAUGAAUAUUGGAACACGCCUUGGCAGUUCCUGAUGACGCAUCUGCUAGGCAACCGAGGCAGAACCAAGGCAUCAAGGCGAGGUUCCUUGACAUCAAGAAACACCCAGAACCCUUAAACAGCUCAUUGUGGAAGGCACUGAAACUGUCAAAAAUUAAAAUGCUGAGAACAAUUUAUUUGAGAGAUUCAUAAAUAUGUUGUCUGUUCAUCAUAGAAAAGCAGCCAAAGUCAUAUUAUGUCCCCUGUAAGGGAGCAUCUGGGGGGAUUAUUAGAUAGAUUAGUUCUUCUGAUAUGCCUUCCAAAAUGUUGGUUAAUACUUUUAUUUUGAAAAUCAGCUAAACUAUUUGUACAGAGCCCGCGAAAGUGGAGAUAAAAAACAAGAACUACGGUAAGCUCAACAAAAGCGUCUUGCUGUGUGGAAGAGGAACCUCCGUGCGUAUCUGGAGCAGAGCGCAGCUCCACCCAAGGCUUUGGGUGGGACUGGCGGUGCCUCUCUGUUUCCACCUGCCUGUGGCAGAAACAUGGAAGCUUCUGGGAUAAAGGACAGAAAAAAGUGGUCAGACUAACACGGACGUUCUGUUUUUGAGUAUUUUAGGGAACGUUGGUGUGGACACCUGAGGUACUCAGAGAGAAACCUUUAACUCGAGUUGUUUAUUCAUAUAUAAACAUACAUGGACUCUGAGUUGGUCGAAAGAGAAUUCCAAAGCAUGGAUGCUCCUGGGAGGUCCAUCUGGAAGGUUCUGGCUCUUCUCGCAGCUCUCCUCCGCAGCAGCCUGAGCUCUCCGCUGGACUGUCCCUCCAACUGCUCCUGCUCGUCCACGGAGAUCUUCUGCAGCAGAUCCGACAGCAUCCAGCUGCUCUUCCGCGACCCGGAGGGCGCCGGGAACGGAACCGAUGCGUUCCAGGACCUUCUUCAGAACAUCACCACCAUACACGUUGAGAACUCAACUGGACUGGAGGACCUGUGGGACUCCAGCAUGAGGCUUUAUCCUGGCUUACAGAGGCUAACUAUUACACAAAGCAACCUGCAAACCAUCCAGACCGAGGCUUUCUCCAGAAAUCCCCACCUGAACUACAUAAACCUGUCGAGGAACCCCAUGUUGAGAACACUUUCCUGGCAGGCCUUUGAACAUCUGCAGCUUCUUGAACUGCAUUUAGAGGAAGUGAUGUUUACCUGUGGCUGUCACAUCCGCUGGCUGCAGCUAUGGCAACAGAGGGGAGAGGCAGGGCUUAGCAGCCAACAGUUAUACUGUUCCUCUGGCAACACGAGUAUCCAGCUGCAGGACAUGCACGUCAGUGAUUGUGACCUGCCUGUCAUCAGCGUCAGCCACAGCAAUCUCACCGUAGUUGAAGGCGGUCAGGUGACACUGAUCUGUAAUGGCUCUGGAUUCCCACUACCUACGGUGGACUGGCAUGUCAACGGCUCACAAUCUGUCACCACAAAACAGGUUAUAGUCUACAACAACCGUACCCGCGCCGUCAACAUAACUCUGGUUAGUGUGGGCAGAGAAGACAACAAGUUUCUGCUUACAUGCACUGCCACCAACGUAGUGGGAAUGGCCAACGCCUCUGUUAAUCUAACGGUUCACUUCCCUCCUACCAUCGUGAAGUUGGAGGAGCCGGCCCGCUAUCACGACACGUGCAUACUGUUCACCGUUCGUGGUUCACCCCUUCCAACUUUAAGAUGGUUUCAUGACAACAAGGAACUUACUCCCAAUAAGUAUGUGCAUCCAGAUGUGGAUUAUUACAAGGAUGACAUAGAGGGAUGCCUCACUUUUAAGAACCCAACACAUUUUAAUAAUGGAAACUACACUUUGGAGGCAACCAACUACCUGGGUGUGGUCACCAGCAGCGUGCAUGGCCACUUCCUCAACAUGCCCUUCCCUGAAGCAGAAACAGAUUAUUACACUGUUGACUCUGUGACUGCAGAGACUCCGAAACCACAAGAGGAUGCCUUCGGGGUUUUCAUAGCAGUGGGUCUGGCAACCUUUGCCUGUGUAAUCCUGGUGAUCCUCUUUCUACUCAUCAACAAGUACGGACGCCGAUCAAAAUUCAACAUCAAAGGUCCGGGAGCAGUGAUGAAUGUUGAGGAAAACUCCACCAGUCCUCUUCAUCAUGUAAACCAUGGCGUCAUCAGCCCCUGUGCACUCGAUAAUGGCUCAGACUCUGUGGUGAUUGGGCUGAGCAGGAUCCCCAUUAUAGAGAACCCACAGUACUUCAGACAUGGACACAACUGCUCCAAACCAACCACCUAUGUUCAUCAUAUUAAGCAGCGGGACAUCGUUUUGAAGAGGGAGCUUGGAGAGGGAGCGUUUGGCAAGGUCUUCCUGGCUGAAUGUUAUAACUUGAGUCCUACGAAGAAGAUGCUGGUAGCUGUGAAGACUCUAAAGGACCUAACACUGGCAGCAAGGAAAGACUUCCAGCAUGAAGCCGAGCUGCUGACAAACCUCCAGCAUGAGCACAUAGUGAAGUUCUAUGGAGUGUGUGUGGAUGGAGACCCUCUCAUCAUGGUUUUUGAAUACAUGAAACAUGGAGAUCUCAACAAGUUCCUACGAGCUCAUGGUCCUGAUGCAAUGAUGCUGGUUGAUGGGCAGCCUCUUCAAACCAAUGGCGAGCUGGGUCUGGUCCAGAUGCUUCAGAUAGCAAGUCAAAUUGCAGCUGGGAUGAUUUACUUGGCAUCUCAACACUUUGUGCAUCGUGAUCUGGCAACCAGAAACUGCUUGGUGGGAAAUGGCCUUCUGGUGAAAAUAGGAGAUUUUGGCAUGUCCAGAGAUAUUUACAGUACUGAUUACUACCGGGUGGGAGGUCACACAAUGCUGCCUAUUCGUUGGAUGCCUCCAGAAAGUAUUAUGUACAGGAAGUUCACCACAGAGAGUGAUGUGUGGAGCUUUGGAGUGAUUCUGUGGGAGAUCUUCACGUAUGGCAAACAGCCGUGGUUUCAGCUUGCCAAUAAUGAGGUGAUUGAGUGCAUUACUCAGGGGAGGGUACUGGAGCGGCCCAGACUUUGCCCAAAGGACAUCUAUGACAUAAUGCUGGGCUGCUGGCAGAGGGAGCCUCAGCAGCGACUCAUCAUCAAGGAUAUCCAACAGAAGCUGUUUGCGUUAAUGAAAGCUGCCCCAGUUUACCUGGACAUACUGGGAUAGACACGAACCUACUGGAGCAGACUCAUGUGGACCCACAUCAUCCGUUUAGUCGUCAUGGAGCCAUGGAACAAGCCCUCUCAUGAAUGGACUGGAUUAUGUAAAACUGUGAUAUAGAUUCUUUUUUUACUUGAACUCAUAAAUCAAAAUACACUAAAUACUGGUAUUCGUUACUGUAAUAACCCAAUAUGUUGGUGCUUGAUAUGUUCAUGUUAAAAUGUUGUUGAAGAUGCAGUCAAAGCCACCGGUGACUUCUCUGGUACAGUGUGAUGGUGUCAGAGGAAGUGAUGUUCCGGCUCUAAACUUCAGCCACGUCACCGACUCAAACGUGUACCCACAAGGUGUUUGGCUCUGACCCUGGCUCUAACCAGGUGUUUCAGUUUAAAAACCCAAACAAAUAUUUUACUAGGCAAACCCAGAACUGAAUGACCAUAACUUUACAUUCAGUGAGCGGAAGAACAUUCCAUCCAGCAUUCUCAGUCCAAAGAGUCUGAGUGUCACACCCUGUCCUGUCUCCCUGUUUGGUUCAACCUUGUGUCUCAUUAAUUACUCCCACCUGCCUCUCGUUUUCCCAAUCACCUUAGCUCCGCUCCACUCCGCAGCACGUCUGACAGAGGUCGGUUCAUUCUGUCAGACGUGCUGCGGAGUGGAGUGGAGCGGAGCUAAGGCGGGGAUCCAGACCGGGGAGGAAGAAGGCAGACAGGUUUUUCUGGCACUAGGAGGUGACACCCGAGGCAGACUCAGAACUCUGGAGAGAUGUCCUCUGUGGUUCGGGAAUGCUCUGGGGUCCAUCAGGAGGAACAGGAGAGUGUUGCUGGGGUGAUAAAUGUCCCAUCCUCCCUCCUGGAUGGAUGGUGAUACAAGGUGUUUAGACAGGCCUCGCCUUCCCCGUCACACUUGUAAAUGAUCAAAUUCAAUAAGCAUUCAGAUGCACGUGGUCUAAGAUUUCAGCUGCUCAGCAGUUUGUUGAUGCUUCCUUCUCUUCCUGAUGCAUUCUCAUUAGGAGACAAGUCUGGGCUGCAGACCAGCCACUUCAGACCAGACUGCAUGAAGCCAUCUGGGGAGAGGCCUGGCAUUGCUUUGCUGAAGGCACAUUAGGUGUCUCUGUGGUAAAUUUAUGAAACCUUUUAAUGAAGGCAGAAGGGAUUUUCACUACUUUUCUUCCAUCCAGAACCCAAAAACCCAGCAAAAACAUGAACUAAAGAACACGUCCACUGUCUCCAACCUGGCGUGAGCACUGAGGUGAUCCUACAAUCAGAAUAUUUUUUGGAGAAUUGAUCUUUAAUAUUCGGGCUCAGAGUUUUGGAUGCAGUAGACUAUGCUGCUCUCAGCUUUCCUGGUUGGGCCUUUACACUGGGGGUUUUUCCCAGAUUUUCCCACUCUUUAUGAAUCCUUAAAAUGUCAUGCUGUGUAAAUGUUAAGAAAACUAAAGUUAUUUGUAAUUUUGCACUGAAAACCCCUCUUAAUUCUUGUACUUGUAUCUCCUAAAUAAAGAUUCAAACUAAA
Messenger RNA from Nothobranchius furzeri (turquoise killifish), 5857 nucleotides. Its product is annotated as NT-3 growth factor receptor. Gene Ontology annotation, cellular component: signaling receptor complex; plasma membrane; axon. NCBI's taxonomy places the organism in Eukaryota, Metazoa, Chordata, Actinopteri, Cyprinodontiformes, Nothobranchiidae. Gene Ontology annotation, biological process: cell surface receptor protein tyrosine kinase signaling pathway; positive regulation of kinase activity; positive regulation of neuron projection development. Gene Ontology annotation, molecular function: ATP binding; neurotrophin binding; transmembrane receptor protein tyrosine kinase activity. The record is from RefSeq and is a predicted model, not a curated record.